Messenger RNA from Fusarium musae, 1023 nucleotides. RefSeq lists its product as uncharacterized. The transcript is spliced from 3 exons. The record is from RefSeq and is a predicted model, not a curated record. The coding region runs from base 1 to 1023 and encodes 340 amino acids. NCBI's taxonomy places the organism in Eukaryota, Fungi, Ascomycota, Sordariomycetes, Hypocreales, Nectriaceae.
AUGACUUCGCGACGAAUCGCCGCAGCUGGCGAUGAUGACACAGCCCUGACGACAAUUCCAUCCUCGCCAAAGGAGGUCCAACAACCUCCGCGCACCUUUCGCGACGUGGUCCCCCGCCAGGCGCAGUUCCCUAUCGCUGUUGCGACAAGCUUCGCGAUGGCUUCGCUUGGAUACAGCUUGCUGGGCGAGCUUACCAAUGGCGAGCUUGCUGCUCUGAGCCGAAGCCAGGAUACUUGGGCAGAGGUUUCGCUUCUUGCCGGAUGGAGAGUGAUUGAAUUGACAUUGGGAUGGUAUGGCAAGCUUGACAGCCUGGAUGCUGCGAUGCUGAAUCUUCUCGCCCAUGGCCCUCACUACUACCUCCUCUCAACCUUUUAUGAACUCAACUGGACUAUUUCGGCUUCGGCUCUUGCUAUUGAUAUUCUCUCAAUCGCUGUGCCUUUCUUCCUGCUUCGCCCGCUCUCUACUAUCCAUACACCUUCGGCUGCUGCUGCUGCAGGUCUGCCCAACCGCGAGCUUCUCGAUCUUCCUCUCCAGACGUACACGGCCGCUCUAUCAACGGGCAUCUACACCGUUGUCCUCGUCCUGUCGCUUCGAUUCAUUCUGCCUCGUAUUCUGGUUGUCAACUACUCAGGAGUGCCAACAUUGGAGCCCGCCUACAAUGCUUCAUAUGCUGCCAUUCUCCCCGUGACGACUCUUUUCGGCAUCGCCGCCAGCACUUUCAUCUUUGCGCCUUUCGCCACGACCGCACGUGCCCAAGAGGACGACAAGCUUAACGAGUUUGAUCCCGUGGCUGCAUCUCUCCGGGAGACCGUCUGGUGGAAUGUGUGGGGUUACACUGUCAAGACCAAGGUUGUUAUCCGUCGAACAAUCGUCGUUGCCCUUGUCACCGCGGUAAACACGUUCCUCACCUCGUCCAAGACCCUGUAUCGUGUCGAUGCCUCUGGAGCUGCCGUGUAUGCGGGCGUCUGGGCAUUUGCUGCCAUCUGCAGCGGUAUUGGUCUGGGUUUCGUGGGCGGAGAUUAA